Molecule: messenger RNA, 153 nt
Organism: Parastagonospora nodorum SN15
Lineage: Eukaryota; Fungi; Ascomycota; Dothideomycetes; Pleosporales; Phaeosphaeriaceae
Exons: 2
Coding region: 1-153 (50 amino acids)
Source: RefSeq, a predicted model, not a curated record
AUGUUGACACAAUACCCGAAUAGUCCAGAUCAUGCUGGCGACGAGGAGACCGAUCAACAUAGAUCUGUGGUAGUCACAGAAAAUUAUGGGCCGUUGUCGGAGCUAGCGCACGUGAAAGAACGUGCAACGCCAAAGAACGCGACUGAAAGGUGA